AUGGCCGAGGCCGCCAUUGCCAUCGCCUAUCCCGAGCCCUGGAACAAAGGCAAAGCACUUGGAUACUGGCUUACCUUUCGUCUUGCUGGUCAGAUUCUUGGUGGAGCAAUCAACCUUGGACUCAAUGCCGACCGCGAUCAAGCGGGCAGCGUGUCUUACACGGUCUACCUGAUUUUCAUCGCGUUACAGUGCAUUGGUCCCUUCGUUGGUCUCUUCCUCAACAAGCCUAGCCGGGUCCAGAGGAAAGACGGCAAGAAGGUUGACUUGACAAUCCUGAACAACCCAUGGUUCGAGAUCAAAGCCACGACUAAGUUGUUCUUCACGAAGAGAUUCCUCCUCACUGUUCUAUGGAUUGGACAAGCAGUAUUCGCCGAGGCCGUCUACAACACAUAUUUGGCCCUUUGGUUUUCUGUGCGCUCACGUGCUCUGGGGUCUUUCUUAUCGGGAAUCGUGGCCGUGACAUGCGGCAACUUGCUCGGUAGCUACCUGGACAGAGCAUCUAUUCCACUGAAAUUCCGUGCUCGCACCACCUUUUGGUCUAUCGCCGCUCUUCAGGGUGCUUGGUGGCUGUGGAUCACCAUACUUGUCACCGAGUUCCGUUCUACUCAGCCAACAUACGACUGGUUAUCUGCUGGGUUUGGCCGCGCUUUUGCCGUCUUCGUCUUUCUGACAGUGGGAUUCCAACUCAACUACCUCUUUCUGUACUUCUUUAUAGGUCAGCUUGCGGAAAACGAGCCUGAGGUUAUCCGAUAUGCGGCUUUGCUAAGAGGUACGGAGUCUGCAUGGCAAGCGAUCAGCUAUGGCAUCACUUCCGUCACCGUGUUCGCUGAGGUCGGAGCCGUCUACUGGAACUUCGCGCUCUGGGCGGUCGCAAUCUGGCCCGCAUGGCUGGUUCUCAGGGAGUUUGGUGUUGAAAAGAAGACAUUCGAGGAUGAGAUUGCUGCCAAGGACGACGCACCAGUGGUGUCCACCAUUGUAAAUGUGGAGCAGAGAAAGUCAGGCCUAGAUUGA
This is a messenger RNA of Ascochyta rabiei, 1011 nucleotides long. RefSeq lists its product as uncharacterized. NCBI's taxonomy places the organism in Eukaryota, Fungi, Ascomycota, Dothideomycetes, Pleosporales, Didymellaceae. The record is from RefSeq and is a predicted model, not a curated record. Bases 1 to 1011 code for a protein of 336 amino acids. The transcript has 2 exons.